Messenger RNA from Phanerochaete carnosa HHB-10118-sp, 441 nucleotides. RefSeq lists its product as uncharacterized. The transcript is spliced from 2 exons. NCBI's taxonomy places the organism in Eukaryota, Fungi, Basidiomycota, Agaricomycetes, Polyporales, Phanerochaetaceae. Bases 1 to 441 code for a protein of 146 amino acids. The record is from RefSeq and is a predicted model, not a curated record.
AUGGCCAUCUUCGCAGUCACUUGGGUAGUCAUUUACACAGAUCCCUCUACCCACAGCUACAGCCACCUGGGCUGUCUUGAACCCAAAGUCGACUCGAGGCGGAACAUCUAUCGAAUCGUUGAAGACGAUUUCGCCGACCCUGAGCUCAUGUAUAAAAGCGGGCCCCUACCCGGGAAAGAUGAAGACGACUUUAACAUCCCGUUUCAUGAGAUCAAAUCCGAGCGCAAGAUGGCGAUGGGCGCCAUGGUGCAAGCUGUACACCCGCGGAUUCUCAACAACACCCACCUUACACUUACGCCGGCGGAAACUAUCAGUCCUGACGGCGCAGUCCCCCCCGCCGCACCGCCCCACGGCCAGACAUUCAUGCCUGUACUGGGCAUUCCCAAAAUUGAUAACGAGAUUGGCAGCAACGACCCCAUUGCACGAGCCGAAUACCUGUAG